This is a messenger RNA of Cucumis sativus (cucumber), 1417 nucleotides long. Its product is annotated as protein BRASSINAZOLE-RESISTANT 1. The coding region runs from base 103 to 1038 and encodes 311 amino acids. NCBI's taxonomy places the organism in Eukaryota, Viridiplantae, Streptophyta, Magnoliopsida, Cucurbitales, Cucurbitaceae. Gene Ontology annotation, molecular function: DNA-binding transcription factor activity. The record is from RefSeq and is a predicted model, not a curated record. Gene Ontology annotation, biological process: DNA-templated transcription; brassinosteroid mediated signaling pathway. The transcript has 2 exons.
GUCUUCUUAUUUAUCUUCCCUUUUCCACUCUCGAAAAGUGAAAUUUCUCCAUUUCUUCUUCCCUCUACUUUUAACACCCAAACCCCCUUCUCUCGCCGGAAUAUGACCUCCGACGGCGCCACUUCUGCCUCCAAUUGUCGCCGUAAGCCUUCUUGGAGGGAGCGGGAGAAUAAUCGGACCAGAGAGCGCCGGAGAAGAGCCAUCGCUGCUAAGAUUUACUCCGGCCUUAGAGCUCAGGGUAACUUCAAUUUGCCUAAACACUGUGACAAUAACGAGGUCCUUAAAGCCCUCUGUGCUGAAGCUGGUUGGACUGUCGAAGAUGACGGAACCACUUAUCGGAAGGGAUGCAAGCCACCUCCCAUUGAUAUUGUUGGCACUUCAACCAAAAUCACCCCUUAUUCUUCCCAAAAUCCAAGCCCAUUGUCUUCUUCUUUCCCCAGUCCUAUGGGAUCCUACCAAGUAAGUCCCUCCUCCUCCUCCUUCCCGAGCCCGUCCCGUUACGAUGCCAAUAAUCCGUCCAAUCUCAUUCCUUAUCUUCGCCAAGCGAUUCCCAUUUCGCUUCCUCCUCUUAGAAUCUCAAACAGUGCUCCUGUGACCCCUCCCCUUUCAUCCCCAGCCUCAAGGACUCCGCAGCCAUUCCCCAAUUGGGAAGUCAAUGCUAAAGAAUCCUUGUCCUCUUUGAAUUACCCUUUCUUUGCAGUAUCUGCUCCAGCUAGCCCGACCCGCCCUCAGCUCCAUACUCCCGCCCCGAUCCACAAAUGUGAUGAAUCUGAAUCAUCUACCAAUGAUUCCAAUCAAUGGGCACUUUUCCGUGCCUAUGCGCCUUCUGCAUCGACAAUGCCAACAUCUCCCACUUUCAACCUUGUGAAACCUGCUGAUCAGCAUGUUCUGCAUGGUGGUUUCAUCCAAGAAAAUGGAAGAAGAAACGAAUUCGAGUUCUUGGGGUACAAGGUUAAGCCUUGGGAAGGGGAGAAAAUCCACGACGUUGGAUUGGAGGAUUUAGAGCUCACACUUGGUAGCAGUAAGGCUCGAAGCUAAACGGAAGAAGAAAUGAUCUACAAACAUAACACAAGUAAGAAACCCUCUUUCAAUUGAUUCAUGGUCUAUCUGGAAAUGUCAUGGCAUGGCUCGUUCCAUUCCAUAUUAUAAGUUAAAAACUUUACUUUAUACAGUGUCUGUCUUUGAGGGAGGGAGCUUUAUUCACUUCAUUUCAGGCAAUGAUUUUUCCUAGUUUGUUAUAUUACAUUACAAGGCAUGAUUUUAGGGAGUCCCAAGUUUAUAAAAUGUUUCAAGUCAGCAAUUACUAUGUAGAUAGAUGUAAUAUAUGAUGAGAAGGGAUUGGACAGUGAAAUGAACACAUAUUGCUCUGUUUUUCCUUAUCCAAAUUCUGUUUCAAUUCAAUUCAAUUCUUCAAUUU